Messenger RNA from Quercus robur (English oak), 1868 nucleotides. RefSeq lists its product as uncharacterized. Bases 145 to 1500 code for a protein of 451 amino acids. The record is from RefSeq and is a predicted model, not a curated record. The transcript has 8 exons. Gene Ontology annotation, cellular component: plasma membrane. NCBI's taxonomy places the organism in Eukaryota, Viridiplantae, Streptophyta, Magnoliopsida, Fagales, Fagaceae.
UUCCACGCAAAAACAGAGACACACACACACACAACUCUCUGACUUUCUACUAUUGUUUUCAAAUUUAGUUGUUUUGGCUCUCAAUGUGUUUCUCUUCUCACAUAGUUUUGUUGAUCACAUUCUCUUUGGAAGUCAGUAAAUUAUAUGGGACAAAGGGUCUCUUUCACUCCCACUCUUCAACUUGCUCUAUUUCUUCUUCUCUGCCUGUGUGAGUCCUAUUGUGCCCCCCUUACUGGUACAAAAGAUUCUGUUCUAAUGGAAAUAAAGUCCACUGCAUUGGCUCCUGAUAUCUCUCCAAGUGGGGACACUCAACCCUUUAUUCCUCUUUUAACUCCAUCACCGUUGACACCAUUCACAAAUAACACUGUGCCGAUAUUAUCAGGACUCUGUACAUUAAAUUUUUCAGCUGCUGAAAGUGUGAUAAGCAUAACAGCAACCGACUGCUGGGCUUCUUUUGCACCAUAUUUGGCUAAUGUAGUAUGUUGUCCUCAAUUUGUUGCCACACUAGUGAUUAUUAUAGGACAGUCCAGUAAAUACUCUGGGAUCCUUGCUUUGAACAGGACUCAUUCUAAGCAUUGCCUCUCAGACGUUGAGAAGAUCCUCGUGAGUCAAGGAGCAAAUGAUAAUCUCCAAAAUAUAUGUUCGUUUCACCCAGAGAACCUCACAAAAGCCUCUUGCCCCGUCACUGAUGUUGAUGAAUUUGAGAGGAUUGUGGACUCUUCUGGACUUUUGGCUGCUUGUGGAAGGAUUGAUCCUGUCAAUGAGUGUUGUAACCAAGUUUGCCAAAUUGCUAUGCUAGAUGCUGCUAGAAAAAUUGCGUUAAAUGGUAUGUCAAAUACGGAUGGGGCCUCUAUCUCAUCUGAUCUCUCAAGAAGGAUUGAUGAUUGCACAAAUCUUGUCCUCCGAUUUCUGGCCAGUAGACUUGAUCCUUCUUCAGCAAAUAGUGUUCUUAGAGGACUUUCAAAUUGCAAUGUAAAUAAAGUCUGUCCACUGGUUUUUCCCAACAUGACAGAUGUUGUGAAAGAAUGUGGAAGUGUUAUAAGUAACCAGACUUCUUGCUGCAAAUCCAUGGAGAGUUAUGUGUCCCAAUUGCAACAGCAGAGUUUCCUCACCAACUUGCAAGCCUUGAAUUGUGCUGCAUCACUUGGCAUGAGGUUACAGAAAAACAAUAUCUCCUACGAUGUUUAUAAUCUUUGUCAUAUAAACCUCAAAGAUUUCUCUCUUCAAGUUGGAUCACAAGAGUCUGGCUGCCUUUUACCAAGCUCACCUUCAGAUGCAACAUAUGAUAAAACUUCGGGGAUCAGCUUCAUUUGUGAUCUUAAUGAUAACAUAGCUGCUCCUUGGCCCUCUAAAUCUUACGUACCUGCUUCUUCCUGCAAUAAAACAACCAAACUUCCAGCACUCCCCACGGCAACCUCUUCACAAAGUGGUCAUUGCACAGAAGACUUGAUGUUUACUCUACUCGUGAUCUUCUCACUAGUUAUCACGAUGCUUCUUUGAUUUUAGUUUCCACCGCUCUUUAGUCCUUUUGGCCACAACAGAAGCUCCUAUUUGUGCUGGAUAGCCUGGUCUAAAUCUGGAGAGGAGAAAAAGAAAGAGGAGUGGGCCUCUAUAGAGAAUUCCUGAUUUGGAUGUUAAGUGUAUGCUAAUUGCAAUCACAUGUAAUUAUUUUUUUGUAAAAUCAAUUAAAAUGAAGAAGGUAAAGUUAUAUGCCUGCUUAUAAAGUGUGUAAAUUAAAAGAGUGCACUGUGUACAUAAUCUGUUUCGUUCUUCUUUUUAUUUUUUUGAUAUAAAGUAGCAAAUUCUGUAACUUUUUAGAAGAGCUCAGUUGAGUUGUAAAAUAUGAAAUAUUUGGGUUAAGAGAGAAA